Molecule: messenger RNA, 1128 nt
Organism: Dufourea novaeangliae
Lineage: Eukaryota; Metazoa; Arthropoda; Insecta; Hymenoptera; Halictidae
Product: protein Wnt-11b-like
Exons: 5
Coding region: 1-1128 (375 amino acids)
Biological process (GO): canonical Wnt signaling pathway; neuron differentiation; cell fate commitment
Cellular component (GO): extracellular region
Molecular function (GO): cytokine activity; frizzled binding
Source: RefSeq, a predicted model, not a curated record
AUGGUGAUAAUGAAGAGACGCGGCGCCGAGGCUUGGUUGAUCUUGCUUCUGUUGCUUGUUCAAGGUGGCGAGUGCAUCAAGUGGCUAGCUCUCGGUCAUACAGGAGAUGGCUACAUGUGGACGAGGGAAGCUUGCACCAGUGCGAAGGGGGCCGGCCUUUUGGAAAGAAAGCAGGCAAGAGCAUGCAGGGCGACGCCGGACAUAAUGUCUAGUUUGGUACAAGCAGCAAUGGACACUUCAACAGUAUGUCAGCAAGCGUUUCGACAUCGCAGAUGGAAUUGCAGCAGUAUUGAACGUGCGCCAGAUUAUACGCCUGAAUUAUUAACCGGAACAAGGGAACAGGCAUUUGUAUACGCUAUGUCGGCCGCAGCUGCGGUUUGGAGGCUGGCAAGAGGAUGCGCGUUAGGAAGUCUGGCAGCUUGUUCUUGUGCAAUCCCGCCGCGAAGGGAGCCACCGUCGCCGUCCGCUUUGAUUUCGCCGUCGUCCUUCACCGCGACGUCGGUUUCGUUCGGGACACUGUCCGCCAGGAACUCCUUCAAAUGGGGCGGCUGCGGCGACGAUGUUAGAUCAGCGUCCAGAAUGGCAAAGAGGUUCCUUCAAGGCGCUACACCUCCUGGUACCGGUGCAACGACAAAAUUUAUGCACGCCGUUAAUAUGCACAACAACCGGGCAGGUCGAAGGGCAGUCGAGCAAUCGUUGACCUUGGAAUGUAAGUGCCACGGCGUAUCCGGAUCCUGCAGUGUACGCACCUGUUGGAGAGGACUCGGUACUUCCGGACCUUCAGCAGCAGGAAGUCGUUUACUUCAAAGAUACGCAACCGCGGCGGAAGUCCGACCGAGAUCAGGUGGAAGACUACCGCCUCUUUACCAUCAUGAUAAUUUACUGUAUACUACCAAAAGCGCGGAUUACUGUCUUCCUGAUAAGAAAAGAGGAAGCCUAGGAACUAUUGGCAGGCAAUGCAAUGGCAGCAGUUCCGGGUACGAGGGUUGUGAAUAUCUUUGCUGCGGUCGAGGGCAUAUCACGAAAACAGAAGACAUCCUGGAACGAUGUGAUUGCAAAUACAUCAGCUGUUGCUAUGUAAAGUGCAAGACAUGUAGAAGAGUCAUAAAAACCUACGAGUGUAAAUAA